Messenger RNA from Maudiozyma saulgeensis, 1800 nucleotides. NCBI's taxonomy places the organism in Eukaryota, Fungi, Ascomycota, Saccharomycetes, Saccharomycetales, Saccharomycetaceae. The record is from the annotation of a GenBank genome assembly.
AUGGCUUCAUCCAUGGGGAAAAUAGAAUCUGAAAUAAUCACCAAGACUGAGCAUUCCAUCGAGUCUAAAACUGCUGCUGAGAGCGCGAUUACCUCUGGUAUUCCUGAUCCUGAACUUAAUGCUUUUGGUCAACCAUACCCGAAGGGAGUUGUUCUCUAUGCGUGCACUUUUUCACUCGCUUUGGCUAAUUUUUUGGCUGCUUUAGACAUUAUGAUUGUGACCACUUUAAUUGACGACGUCGGCCAGAAGUUUCAUGCGUAUUCCAAGACUGGAUGGGUUGUGGCUGGGUAUAGUUUACCUAAUGCAGUCCUUUCUUUAGUCUGGGGUCGUUUGGCUUCUUCAGUUUUCGGCUUCAAACCGUCUAUGAUUAUUUCGAUAAUUAUUUUUGAAGUUGGUUCCAUUGUGUGUGCUUCAGCACAGUCUAUGAAUUCGUUAAUUGGUGGGAGAGUUAUCGCUGGGAUAGGUGGAAGUGGUAUCCAAAGUCUUACGUUCGUUAUUGCAUCUACCAUUGUUACCGAACGUCAAAGAGGUAUAAUUAUUGCGUUUAUGGGUGCCUCCUUUGGUAUUGCGUCAGUAGUUGGUCCUUUUCUGGGUGGUGUCUUCACUACUCAUGUCACAUGGAGAUGGUGCUUUUGGAUCAACCUUCCAUUAGGAGGACUUGCCUUAGUCAUUUUCAUUGUAUUCUACAAUCCAUACGAACGUUCUGACUUAAACGGUUUGUUAAGUGGUGUAUUUUCAUUUUCUAAAAUUUCCCCGAUUAAAUUGGCUUGGUUUCUGAAAUUAAACAAUUGGUAUCGUUUAUUUGAUAUAAUGAUCUUUCAAUUCGAUAUUGUUGAGUUUAUCCUGUCAAGUGCAGGAAUUGUUUGUCUUUUGCUUGGUUUCACUUUUGGUGGUAACCGAUACAAUUGGAAUUCAUAUUCCACUAUUCUAUUAUUUAUCUUUGGUGGUGGACUUAUCGUCUUAUCCUUGAUUUAUGAUUUCUUCAUCUUUCCUUCUUUUAGUAAAGUGAAACAAAACAUUCAGUAUCAACCAUUAAUCUCUUGGAAAAAUAUCAAACGGAGAGGAAUAAUGACUGCAAAUGUCACUGUUUUCUUUAUCUGUUUAGGUUAUAUGACCCAAAUCAUAUAUGUUGUCCAAUAUUUCCAAUUAAUAUUCAAUAGUUCCCCAUGGAAAGCCUCGGUUCAUUUAAUUGCAUGUGUCGUUCCCACAGUAUUUACCGUAAUCAUUUGCGGUGCUAUCAAUGGUAGACUUGGUUGGGUGAAACCAAUUACUUUAUUUGGCGUAACCACAGGCAUCAUUGGUGCGGGUUUGAUGACGUUACUUGAUAACCAUGCAACAAGUGCCCAAAAGAUCGGUCUUCUAAUUUUACCUGGUGUAGCUUUUGGCGCAACAAUUCAAGGUACAAUGAUCGGUGCUCAGAUAGAGCUUGACGAAACAAGUACAACUUACCGUUCAGAUUUUGUUUCAAUAACUACUUUAAAUUCUUUUUUGAAAAAUUUAGGGCAGGCAAUUGGUGGUGUGAUCUGCGAAGCUGUAUUUAGCGCCUCUAUUUUAAAUAAAAUUUCUGACGCCAAUAUUCAAAUCGAAGAGAAUAAACCAAACAGUUCAGAAUCCAUAGUUUCUUACAGAUCUGCGCACUUCGAUGGUCCUAACUCCAAACUAGGUGAUAUGUUAAGUGACUCCAUAAAAAACGUCUUCUAUAUGGCUCUCGGCUUCUAUGCCCUGGGGUUUAUCUUCGGUAUUUUCACUACUAACAAGAAAGUUAACCUUAAGAAGAAGAUAUCCGAUAACGAUGCUUAA